AUGUGAUCUUCCUGUCUCUCUCUUGUUCAAAGAAUUAGAAUCCCCAAUUUUCUUUUAGGGUUUUGAAGUUUGUUUAUCAGGGCAUAACUGGAGGAGAUCGAUCUUUAUGCUGCAAAACAAGGGUGAUUCUGUAAAUCAAUUGCAGCAAACACUUGGUAAUGGUAGAAGUAGUGUUGCUGUUGAUGAUGAAGAUAUAAUCAAAUGUGAGAUACUAAGUCGACUACCUGUUAAGUCCCUUAUGCGUUUCAAAUGUGUAUCUAAAACUUGGCUGUCACUAAUCGAAGAAGAUCCAUGCUUUGCUGAUUUACAUUUUGAACGCUCAAAAGCACGUCCAGCUCUCCUUUUGGUGUUUCCAUUCCCAAGAUGGCUUCCAAGUAAACCAUUGAGGGCCAGCAAUGAGUUUGUUUUAACAGCCAGUCUAAGUGGAGAUGGAAGAAAAGCAGAAAUACACAGUAUACUGAACACCGAAUCAUUCAGUUGCGCUGAGGUUCGCGGACCUGCAAAUGGUUUGGUCUGUUUUGUUGACAGAUUAAUGUCUAACGUUCGCGUAUACAACAUCAGCACUAGAGAGGUCACUUGUGUUAGAUCAACAUUUAUGCCCAAGGCAUGCUUUUAUUUUGGCAGGACCAAUUGGUAUGGAUAUGAAAUUGGAUUUGAUCCGGUCAGUAAAAACCACAAAGUAUUGUGUGUUUGCCGUAACAAUCGGCAAUCAGGUCAGAACCACCUUGGUGAUCAGCAUAUCGUUUGCGAGGUCUUGACUGUAGGAGAUAACGUAUGGAGAAGGAUUGAUGAGGUCCCGCCUUGUGAUUUUAACUUCUUUUCUGGUUCUGUUUAUGUGAAUGGUUCUAUUUAUUACCUCACCUCUAAGUUUAUGAAGGGCGAUUGGGUUGACAGUGAUGCUAUCUUAGUUGCGUUUGAUGUGGGUACUGAGAGUUUCAGAAUGAUUCCAAUCUCUAAUCUCUUCCUCAAUAACCGGCCCUCUGAUCGUUAUCCACGUGCCAGCUUGCUAGAAGUGGACGAGCACAUAGCUAUAUCUUGCAGAAUGAGUGCUUAUAUUGUCAAGCUUUGGGUAUACAGCGGAGAUACUGAGUAUGGUGAUAAUAAGGGGAAUAGGACUAAAACUGCAAUUCCUGGUAAUCUUGAGGGGAACUGGACUGAAGAUACUAUCACAUUACCUUCUUCUUGGGACUAUAAUCUACACUGGGGGUUCUACACUGGUGCGGGUAUGCACCAAAUACUCAUAAAAUCUGUUCAACGGUUAAAUGGAGGAAUAAACUCUGCCACUCUUUAUUCUUAUGACCUGAAGACGAAGACGUUCACAGAAAUUGAAGUCAGUGGGAUCCCCUCUUCUAUUCCAGAUGGCCGGUGUAUUAAAUCGGCUUCAACUUUUGUAGAAAGCCUUUAUCCCAUUCAGAAGCGGAGAAUCAGCAGUGAGGCUCCUCAUUCAAAUAUUCAACAAGAGACCGAGUGACUCUCUAAAAGUCUGACAGUCUGGUUAGGGUUCUUUACAGUAGAUGCAGGGCGGCUGCGGAACUGAUUGGAACCGUGUAGGAAUCUGUAUUUCUUGCUGGUAAUUUCUUUUCCAUAACAAUGCCUAUUGAUCAUGUUUCGAUCUCAGUUUUCUUGUCAGUAACCCAAGUUUGAUUAAUCCAUACUCAACUGGCAAUGUGACAGAGUGAUGUCAUUAAAUGAUACUAUGCUUUUGUUUUUUUGUUUUUCUUAUUCUAGCGAAUCUCUAAGUAAAAUUGUAGUAGUUUUUUAUUCUGGCAUUAUCCAUUUUGCGGUCUUGACA
Molecule: messenger RNA, 1792 nt
Organism: Papaver somniferum (opium poppy)
Lineage: Eukaryota; Viridiplantae; Streptophyta; Magnoliopsida; Ranunculales; Papaveraceae
Product: putative F-box protein At1g47765
Exons: 2
Coding region: 107-1471 (454 amino acids)
Molecular function (GO): protein binding
Source: RefSeq, a predicted model, not a curated record